Messenger RNA from Anopheles gambiae (African malaria mosquito), 774 nucleotides. RefSeq lists its product as uncharacterized. Lineage: Eukaryota; Metazoa; Arthropoda; Insecta; Diptera; Culicidae. The record is from RefSeq and is a predicted model, not a curated record. The transcript has a single exon. Gene Ontology annotation, molecular function: RNA binding. Bases 1 to 774 code for a protein of 257 amino acids.
AUGGAGCGAAAAGCUACCCUCACGCACGUGUACGUCGGAAAUCUGGCGCCCAACGUAAACGACCAGCUGCUACGCCGCUACCUUUCGAAGGCCGGGACCGUAAUCUCAGCGAAGAUCGCACGAAAUGCAAUGACUGGAGAGUCCUUGUUGUACGGCUCGGCCGUGUUCGCGACCACUCGGGACGUCCAAAAUGUGAUCCGCCGACUGAACGGAAAGGUGUUCCACAACAAGCCGCUGCUGGUGUGCUCGUAUGGGGACUGUUCGAGCGAGCUGCACCACUACCAACGCACUGUCGUAAUCGGCAACAAGGAGCAGUACCUAACGCAUCGCGCCAUUUGCAAGCGGUUCGCACCGUACGGCCGAGUUCUGUUGUGCAUGCAGCCCAAGAUCCGGCACCAUCCGUCCAACGCUGUGGUCGUACUGUUAGAAUCAGCGGAGGUGGCCAGUCUUGUUAUGAAGACCCGCCACGGCUGCUGGUUUGUCAAACCAUACAGAGAACAAAUGAAGCAGGUUCGCUGGGGAAUGGAGACAUCCGAGCUCGAGCCCAAGCGGAAUCCCUCGCAUGGUGCUACCAGCAGUGAAAGAAAAGUACGUGGCGCUCGAUCGGACGAACCGAGGCCAAGUCAGGCUGUUAUACCCAAACUCAACGUCACUACCAGACAACAGGCCGGGCGUUUUGGUCGCAAAGCUUCCAAAGCUCCUUGGAAUAAAGAUGACGAUGCAAUGUUUGAAAACUUUGGAAAUCUGGUUGUCAACGAUGAUGUAUUCCAAUAA